Ilyonectria robusta is the source of this 2169-nucleotide messenger RNA. RefSeq lists its product as uncharacterized. The record is from RefSeq and is a predicted model, not a curated record. Gene Ontology annotation, biological process: cell division. NCBI's taxonomy places the organism in Eukaryota, Fungi, Ascomycota, Sordariomycetes, Hypocreales, Nectriaceae. The transcript is spliced from 2 exons. Gene Ontology annotation, molecular function: protein binding. Bases 145 to 2004 code for a protein of 619 amino acids.
GACUUUCGGUAGGCCGGCCGCCAGACGUCCAUACCCACUCCAAACAACAUCCCGGCGCUUGACGAGCACAGCACACGACCACGCAACCUCUCCUUCUCUUGAUUGCUCUGGCUGGUUGAUGCUCUGGUGAGGAACUGCAGCGUCAUGGAGAAGUUUCUGAGGGAAUGGCGGCAGGAUGCCCUCAACAAGGCCCAGUACGAGUCGGCCAUCUUCAUCGGCGACAAGCUGCUUGCCUUGACCAAUGACGAUAACGACGCAUUCUGGCUCGCCCAAGUCCACUUUGCCACGGGAAAUUACACGCGCGCCCAGGCAUUCCUCUCCAGCCAAGACCUCGUCACCCGCAACCCCUCGUGCCGCUACCUCGCCGGCCACUGCCUCAUCAAGCAGUCGCGAUUCGACGAAGCCCUGGCUGUCCUCGGCGACCGCAAUCCGACGCACCUCAUCACCAACGGGUCCGGGAGCAACAAGCGCAAGACGCAACCGCGCCACGGCCGACGCCGAGACGAUGCCGCCGACGAGGAGGCGGCUAACCGCCGCUACGAGGCUGGCAUGUGUUUUCUCCGCGGCAUCUGCUAUGCAAAGCAGAAUGCCUUUGAUCGCGCCAAGGAGUGUUACAAGGACGCUGUGCGCAUCGAUGUCCAGUGCUUCGAGGCCUUCCAGCAGCUGAUGAAGAACUCCCUGUUGUCGCCCGACGAGGAGUGGCAAUUUCUUGAGAGCCUCGAUUUCGACUCAAUCCACGUGUCCGGAGACGUCUCGUCCUCUCAGGAGGCAGCCGACUUCACCAAGAUGCUCUACACCACCCGGCUGUCCAAGUACCGUAACCCAGCCGCAUUCGCGACGGCCUACGACUCUUUGUCGACGCACUACCACCUCGCGUCGAAUCCCGACCUGCAGCUCGCUAGAGCCGACCUACUGUACACGCAAUGUCGUUAUCGAGACGCCUUGGCUAUCACGAAUUCGAUCCUCCAGGAGGAUAAGUACAACUUUAGCGUCUAUCCGGUUCACUUGGCCUGUCUGUUUGAGCUCAAGUUGAAGAAUUUGCUGUUUUUGGUGGCGCACGACUUGGCGGACAGUCACCCUGAGGAGCCAUGCUCCUGGUUGGCAGUGGGAAUCUACUACUUCGCCAUCGAAAAGAUCGCUGAGGCGAGGCGGUACUUCAGCAAGGCCAGCAUGAUGGACGCACACUUUGGACCGGCGUGGAUUGGAUUUGCGCACACCUUUGCGGCCGAGGGCGAACACGACCAGGCCAUCUCAGCCUACUCCACAGCCGCGAGGUUGUUCAUGGGAACUCACCUCCCACAGGUUUUCCUUGGGAUGCAAAACCAUGCUUUAAAUAAUAUGACACUGGCAGAGGAGUUUCUUAAGACGGCAUAUGGUCUAUGCAGGACGGACCCGUUGCUGCUGAACGAGAUGGGAAUUGUCAAAUACCAUCAAGACAAGCCAAAAGAGGCUAUACAGUACUUCACUGGUGCGCUCAAGGUCGCCGCUGAUAUGGACAGUGAGCCAUCAGCAUGGCUGGCAGCCCGUACGAACCUAGGUCACGCUUACCGGAGACUACGACGCUUUAACCACGCACUGGAGCAAUUUGACGAGGUGCUGCGGCAAGGCGGCAAGGACGCAGCCAUCUUUAGCGCAAAAGGUCUCAUCCUGAUGGAGCAGAACAAACCUGAGGAGGCCGUGGUUGUGCUCCAUGAGGCACUGGCGAUCAGCCCCCAAGAUAGUAUCGCGACAGAGCUUCUGAACAAGGCACUGGAGGAGACUGCAUUCGUUGAUGGCGCGGCAGAGUCGGAAGCCGAGGAUCUGGCUGAGUUUGAGCAUCAGCUUGGCCAGCGAAAGAUGGCGGCUUCGGUCAAGGUCAAUGGGAGAAGAGCGGCUGGACGGGGGAUAAUGAUGGAGAAGGGCACCGGUAGGGUUGGACGGUCUCGCCGGGUGACGGUGUUGGGGGAUGACGAUGAGGACGAGGCGAAGGGGGAGAGCAUGAUGGAUAUGAGCGACUACGAGUGAAGGUCGGACUGCAUCAAUUACGACGGGGAUCAAGAUGGCACGCGGGAUGGGUUCUGUAAUGAGAUGAAUUUGGGACCAUUGGGCGUUUAAGGGGUACACGCGUUAUGAUUGGGCUACCAAGGACAAAGCAUUCCGUAGAAAAAAGAUAUGGAUAAUUCUCAAAAA